Messenger RNA from Closterium sp. NIES-67, 1445 nucleotides. NCBI's taxonomy places the organism in Eukaryota, Viridiplantae, Streptophyta, Zygnematophyceae, Desmidiales, Closteriaceae. The record is from the annotation of a GenBank genome assembly.
GUAGCCAUGGCUCCUUCCCCGCCAUUCUCGCUCCCUAACACAGCGUUUACCUCCUAUUUUAGUUAUUCACGUGAAAGGUGCGGCUUACUAGUAACGUUUACAUGUCCCCGUAACCCUGUGGGCGACAGCUACCUGCCGCAUCUCCGUUACUUUAUGCGACCAUUGAUUUCGUACCUAAUCGCCCACUUCACUGCAUGCCACACUAUCAUUUUAGGGCGCGCCACGCGAAGACCUUAUUAGCAAGCUCUAAGGCAUUUCCUCGCCGGUGCGCCCAAGUACCUCGCCCGUUGCCUCGCUUCCCACUCCCCGCUCCUCGCAGCAGCUGCGAGAGCGCUGCCCCGCUUUCCCACUCUUCCGCAUUCCCUGUUUUCCGCCCUGCCCACUGCAUCUGCCUGCAUCCGCCUCCCCGAUUUCCCCCACUCAAGCUGCCACUGCUUUUCCGCUUUCCGCCCAAUCCGCUAGCCCGCGUUCCCGCGGUCCCGCUUUCCGCUUUCCCGCGUCCCCACUUCCCCCCAGCACCCAUUUUCCCCUCCCUUUCCCAUCCUCGUCGGCCAUCCCAUGUCUUCCCGUCGCCAAUCCCUCCCUUCCUAUCCCCACGCCCUUCUCUUUGCGUAGCUCAUUGGUCCAUUCCCUCACUCAAGCUCUUACCUUGUCCUCCCGCUCCUCCCCCUGUUAUCCCUCCCAAUAUUCCCACCAUAUCCCUAUAUCCCCUGUUUUCCUCACACUGCCCUUCUCUCUCUCCCGCGUUCCGCCCAUCUCUCUCUCCGCCGCAGCCCACCUCACUCUCCCCCGCUCUGCCCACCUCUCUUCCCCUCCCACUGGCUACCUCUCUCACGCCUACUCCACGUCAUAAUUCCUCCAACUCCCUUCCCUCGUUACCCUUGCUCUGCCCACCUCUAUCCCCCCAGCUCUUCCGAAGGUGGGCUCUGGCGGGGGGGAAAGCCCUGGUCGCUAUCUAGGAACUCCCUCCCUUCCCUUCCCAUCCCUCCUUUCUCACACUCUCAUCUGCCCAUCUCACACUCCCCGUAUUCCCUCAUUCAUCUCACUACCUAUUUCUGCCCCCCCCCCAGCCUCUCUCUGAAGCGGUCCUUGUAUUCAUGCCCAAACCUGAGUACAGGGCUCGGCUCUUCAGGGGUUUGACAAACCAUGCAUCCUAACCCUCCUCUGCCCCGCUAGCCUAAGCCUGCUCCCAUUCUCACCUCCUACUUCCAUCCUGUAGGUUGCAAGGUGCGUAGAAAAGGAGGUGAAUAACGCCUAGGCUAGAGGCCCCUGGCUGAUCCUAGCUAGACUGUUAGGGGUUUCCUAGGUUGUGCUGCAUUGUGUGUCUUGUUCUUGCCUUAGAAAAAAUGGCGCUCACGACCGCUUGCUUGCUUAUGUUUCAAAACCAAACUUUGCACUCAGUGGGAACUGGAUCCUUGCUAUUUUUAAGUUGUGUGCUUCAUUGU